AUGGAUUUUUGGUUAAAAGACGGAAUUGCCCCCGUCUCUCACACACUCUCUCUCUCUCCCGCGCGUCGCUCUCUCUCUCCUCUGGUUCGCGACCGUCACCACAGCCGGCGACGUUUUGGCCGGCCGUUCGCUCAUCCGGCCACCAAAGUUGACGGGGCCGGUACCAAAAUGACCGGGCCGCCGUCCUCUUCCUACCCCAGCCAGGUCUCGCCGUCAGCCGUCGAGAUUUCGCCGGAAAAUCGAAGAGAAAAGCUCGGUUUCGCCCGAAACUUCGCCGGCUUCGUUCUCCGUCGUCCGGCCACCGAUUCCGGCAACGUAGGCAACUCGAUUUACGAAUUGGGUUUCGGCCGGAUUUCGAGGGGAGAUUCCGGCCACUUCCGGUCAGUUUUUGGGGUACGUCCAAGAACAAAAGUGACUCCAAAUUAG
Molecule: messenger RNA, 426 nt
Organism: Prunus armeniaca (apricot)
Lineage: Eukaryota; Viridiplantae; Streptophyta; Magnoliopsida; Rosales; Rosaceae
Source: the annotation of a GenBank genome assembly